Cyphellophora europaea CBS 101466 is the source of this 3012-nucleotide messenger RNA. RefSeq lists its product as uncharacterized. The record is from RefSeq and is a predicted model, not a curated record. Gene Ontology annotation, molecular function: protein serine/threonine kinase activity; ATP binding. NCBI's taxonomy places the organism in Eukaryota, Fungi, Ascomycota, Eurotiomycetes, Chaetothyriales, Cyphellophoraceae. Gene Ontology annotation, cellular component: cytoplasm. The coding region runs from base 1 to 3012 and encodes 1003 amino acids. Gene Ontology annotation, biological process: actin cortical patch assembly; protein autophosphorylation; actin filament organization. The transcript has a single exon.
AUGGCGGUCUACGCCUCCAAUGCCUCCUCUCGUGCCGGCGGUCCGUUCACCUCCAACGCACCGCCUGGCCUUUCUCAACCUGCCGCUCCAGCCGGCACCUUUCUGCCAGGUACCAAGGUCCAAGUCGGCACGCACCGUGUGGUCAUCGACCGCUACCUCUCGGAGGGUGGUUUCGCACUUGUCUACGUCGUGCAGCUGCCACGGCCUGUAGAUGGAAACGACAAGGCCGUACUUAAGCGAGUGGCCGUGCCGGAUAAGGACCAUUUGGCAAAUAUGCGCACCGAGGUCGAGACGAUGAAGAGGUUGAGGGGUCACAAGCACAUUGUCAAGUAUAUUGAUAGCCACGCCAGCCAGCUCAAGGGUGGGGGUUAUGAGGUGUUCUUGUUAAUGGAGUUUUGCCAGGGUGGAGGAUUAAUUGAUUUCAUGAACACACGGCUGCAGAAUCGCUUGACGGAGCCGGAGAUUCUAAAGAUCUUUACAGAUAUCGCGGAAGGCGUGGCGGCGAUGCAUUAUCUGAAGCCGGUGCUACUGCACAGAGACCUGAAGGUGGAGAAUGUGUUAAUCGGUGUGGGAGCCGGAGGAAGAAGGACUUUCAAGUUGUGUGAUUUUGGAAGCGCAGCGCAACCGCGGCCGCCCGCGGCGAAUGCUAACGAGGCGAGAUUGAUUGAAGAUGAUAUUCAGAGGCACACGACCAUGCAGUACCGAAGCCCGGAAAUGAUCGACGUGUACAGGAAGAUUCCGAUUGACGAAAAGAGCGACAUAUGGGCGCUGGGGGUAUUUCUCUACAAGCUUUGUUAUUAUACGACGCCUUUCGAGGAAGUGGGCCAGUCAGCCAUUCUCAACGCCAAAUUCAAAUAUCCGGCCUAUCCCAGAUUCUCGGAUCAGCUCAAGUUGAUAAUUGCAACGAUGCUAAGGGAGAAACCUGGGGAUAGACCGAAUAUCUAUCAGGUGCUCCAAAAGGCAUGUCAGCUGGACGGACGGGAGCUGCCUGUGAGAGAUAUUUACGCGCACAGAAGCCAGUCCGAGGGCAGGAAAGACCAGGUGUUGCCGGCCUCGCCGAACAGCUCGCAGUCACGUGUGGGAGCGACACUGUCUCCUCCAGCAGCAAGUCAAAAACAAGAGAUCCCUGACAUUGCCCCCAUGCGGCGAGGGAGGCCUACGAAGCCGGUCUCGCACCAUGGCUCGGCAAAGCCUAGCCCUUCGCCACUGAGGAUGGUUGAUCAAGGCCAGGCACAAUCUGACCCGUUCGCUGCAUUGGAUGGUGGCAAGCAUGGUGCUGCCGAUGAGCUCUCGUCCAAGUUCCCGACACUGGACGAAUUCUCGUUGAUGACUGACGGCCGGCAGAAAUUCGCUUUCGAUGCCGGACCAGAUAGGAAAUCUCAGGAUGCGGACCCAGCCUUGUCGCAACGAGUGACCAACGCACUGGCAGAUCAAGCAUUUGCGAGAGCACCCAGCCCAACCAAGCCUGCAAAGCCUGCAGUGGUGGACAAACCUGCGACAAUGCCAAAAUCUUCGACAUUGCUGGAGAAGACGCGGUCGAGAGAGCAAAGGGAGCCUCAAGCGAAACCCACUGCCCCACCGGUCGUGCCACAGAAGUCCGCCAUGAUCUCCACCGGCACAAUGACAUCUCCAUCACCCCCCUCUGGCGCUGUCAAACCAGCCCUGGAUCGUCCCGUGUGGAGAGUUCCAUCUCACGAUCCCAUUGCGGCCGCGGCGGCAAGACCGGCCAGUACGGGGCAGACAGUCGCUAAGACUCAGGCAGCUGAACCUCCGGGAAUGGAACAGUCCCGCUUAGCACGUCUCCUCCAGCAGGAUGCCUCUGUUUCACAGCCGGCCUUGCUAGAUCAUACUCCAAGGUCGCCAACAUCCUCUCGCCCGUCCCUUGAGGGCGGUCGACCAGAUCCGAAAGAGAUCGAUUUGGGCUUAUCCAGAUCGAAGUCACUGGAUAUCAGAAAGCGACCGGUGACUGUUAAUAUGGGUACACGACCCACGCACAUCAAAGAUAAGAGCAUUAAGCAGCACGACUAUGAGGCCAACUUUGUCAGUGCUGAGCCGGAGGCCGAAGAUGCAGCCACUGGGUCUGAUAUGAACAUUGCUUCCGAUAUGGACUGGUUGAGGGCAAGAGAAGAGGAGGAACGCGAACGAAGAGGACAUCAUAAGAGACUCAGCAGCGGCUCUAAACAUGGGAAACGCACCAGUCUGCCUCAUAUGGCGCUGACGGGGACUAAGCACAUCCUGACCGGCCGCUUUGGGGAUGCUUUCAAGAAAUUUGAAGGAGGACAUGGCAGUCCCACGUCGGAACAUCACCCCCACCAUUCGCCUUCCAUAGAUGCCCAUAAAGGCUUACCGGCGAUACCAGGUUCUGAGGCUACAGAUCUAAGUGACGACCGAGCCCCGCUCGACGAGACAGAGGAUUUGUCCCCUGAGAUGCGCCGGGAGCUCGAGAAAAGGCAACUCGAAGCAGAAGAGAAUCGGGUGGCGCAGGCCGCAGCUGCGUAUCGACAACGCGUGACAUCUCGGGGUGGUGCAGGCGGCGGCAUUGGAGGUGUGAAUCGCGCCGCAACGAUACAAAGCAAGGUCCAGUCUCUGAUCUCCGAGAACAACAAACCGGCGGCGAAGACGGCGACUGGUUAUGGCCGGUAUACAAAUGAAGUCCUACCGCAGGGGGCACAUCCUGAGCACAUUCCGUCGAAUCAAGCAGCCGGGAUGAAAACGUCGAACAGCGUGCCAGUGCAGAGCAAGCCCAUAUCAGCACCUGCAUCGGCUGUGAACCUAGCUGCCCAGAAUACCCGCACACCAAGACCAACAGCACCUCCAAAACCGCAGGUUCUCCGGAACGCGCAGAUUAUCACGGAUACACCGACGAGUCAAGCACAACCUGGCGACGCGAUCAGCCCAGACGACUGGGAACGGAAGUUCAAUCAAAGGUACCCAAGUCUAUCAGGGCUGGAAAUGGUGGAGACGGACAUAGAGUCGUCUAAAGCACCCGUAGCCAAGGUCAGAGAGGUGUAG